Messenger RNA from Coniosporium apollinis CBS 100218, 1803 nucleotides. RefSeq lists its product as uncharacterized. The coding region runs from base 1 to 1803 and encodes 600 amino acids. Gene Ontology annotation, cellular component: membrane. NCBI's taxonomy places the organism in Eukaryota, Fungi, Ascomycota, Dothideomycetes. The transcript has 6 exons. Gene Ontology annotation, biological process: transmembrane transport. Gene Ontology annotation, molecular function: transmembrane transporter activity. The record is from RefSeq and is a predicted model, not a curated record.
AUGGACUCCCCCUCCUCCUCGACUUCUUCCUUUGCAGACGACAGAGUUUCGUCUAUUUCCAGCCAGCAGCCCCUCAUGAGACACAGUAUGCGCAACAGCGAGGAGCUCAGGCCGACUGCAGCGAAAAUUGACGAUUUUGACGCAUAUGAUAAUGGCAACGCCGAUACGGAGGCCACGCCGCGCUCUAAGAGCUUGACCGAUGCACUCGAAACAGAGGGAUUGAGCCUGUAUGAGAAGAAGUGCGUCCUUAUCAACCGCGAGAUUGAUAGCAUGGGCAUGGGCAAGUAUCAGUGGUAUGCGUGGGGCCUCUGCGGGUUUGGAUAUAUGCUUGAUCUGCUGUGGGCGCAAGCAUUUGGGCUGGUAUUGAGUCCGUUGCAGCAGGAGUUGGGAUUUGGACCUGGCGAAUCAGGCAACAUCUCCACAGCUUUCUCCGCCGGUUUGACAGCAGGGGCCUUCGUGUGGGGACUUUUGGUCGACAUCAUCGGUCGGCAGUGGGCGUUCAACCUGACAGUGCUCGUCAGCUCCGUAUUUGGACUCUGUCUCGGUGCAGCCAACUCGUACAUCACCUUCCUCGUGCUCACGGCCUUUGUCGGAUUCGGUGUUGGCGGGAAUAUUCCUAUUGAUACUACCAUCACUCUGGAAUUUAUUCCUCAGGACAAGCGCUUCUUACUCGCGCUCCUGUCGAUCUUUCAACCCAUCGGUGUCAUUGUGUGCAGCGCUAUCGCCUAUGGAUUCAUUCCAAACUACAUCUGCGAACCCGACUUUACCAGCGCUGACCGCCUCCCAUCUUGCCGUAUUGGCUCAUUUUACGGGAUCACCGAGCCUGGCCAACCAUGCUGUCGAAAGCAGGACAACAUGGGCUGGCGUUACCUCAUGUACACGCUCGGAGGCGUUACUCUGCUAGUGUUCUUCCUCCGCUUCGUAGUAUUCACGAUGUACGAGUCGCCUAAGUUCCUUGUCUACCGCGGCAAGGAUGCAAAAGCCGCAGACGUGCUCCAGAAGAUCUCGAAGGUCAACAAGAGAGUAUGUAGUGUGACGUUGGAGAGCUUCGAGGCGCUGGAACGUGAUCAUAACUCCAUGCAUAGCGCGAGAUCCCGUGGUGGCGCUGUGCUCGGCAGCGGUGCGAUGCAACAGAAGGCUACCAUGGGGGAGAAAUUGAGACUAGAACUGAGUCGAUACGGAAUGCUCUUCGCAGGUUGGCAGAUGACCCGUCUGACGAUCCUGACGUGGCUCACCUAUAUUUGCGACUUUUGGGGUUUUACUGUAGCAGGUUUCUAUCUCCCGCAAAUCCUGCAACUCAAGAAUGCGGCCAUCAGCCUCUCCCUCCGCUACACAUACCGCAGCUACAUGUACAUCUACGCCCCAGGCAUAGCCGGUGUCCUUCUCGGCUCGCUGAUGUACGGUGUCCCCCGCAUCGGCCGCAAAUGGACUAUGGUCAUCUCCUCCGGCUUAAUGGGCGCGUCGAUCUUCAUCUUCAGUACGGUGAACAACCAAGCUUCCAAUGUCGGUCUGACCAUUAUGGAGUACUUCUUCCAGAGCAUGUUCAAUGCCGUACUUUACGGCUGGACGCCGGAAGCCUUCCCAGCGCCGAUCAGAGGGACUGCAUGUGGGGUGGCCAGCUUUUGGGGGAGGCUUUUUGGAAUUGUGAGUCCGCUGAUUGCUCAGCAUCUUUAUGCGAGAACUGCGGAGGGGGGAACCGGGGAUAUCAAUGCCGUGCUGUAUCUGGCUGGCGGUGUCACUUUGGGUUGUGUGGUCACGACUGCAUUGUUGCCGAGCAAGAUGGUGGGAAGCCAGAGUAUGUGA